AUGUGCUGCAGCUAUUCCGGGAACUCCUGCGGUGGCUGCGGCUACGGAUCUGGCUGUGGAUACGGCUGUGGAUCUGGCUGUGGCUACGGCUCUGGCUAUGGCUGUGGCUGUAAAUACGGCUGUGGCUACGGCUCCCGCUAUGGCUGUGGAUAUGGCUGCGGCUACGGCUGUGGAUACGGCUCCCGCUAUGGCUGCGGCUACGGCUCUGGCUGCUGUGGCUACUAGUGAUUUUUCUACAGAGUCC
Phyllostomus discolor (pale spear-nosed bat) is the source of this 244-nucleotide messenger RNA. RefSeq names its product keratin-associated protein 21-1-like. NCBI's taxonomy places the organism in Eukaryota, Metazoa, Chordata, Mammalia, Chiroptera, Phyllostomidae. The record is from RefSeq and is a predicted model, not a curated record. The transcript has 2 exons. Bases 1 to 225 code for a protein of 74 amino acids.